Molecule: messenger RNA, 2062 nt
Organism: Neurospora tetraspora
Lineage: Eukaryota; Fungi; Ascomycota; Sordariomycetes; Sordariales; Sordariaceae
Product: P-loop containing nucleoside triphosphate hydrolase protein
Exons: 1
Coding region: 65-1894 (609 amino acids)
Biological process (GO): positive regulation of transcription by RNA polymerase I
Cellular component (GO): nucleolus; intracellular anatomical structure
Molecular function (GO): helicase activity; double-stranded RNA binding
Source: RefSeq, a predicted model, not a curated record
GAAGGGGCCAAAGGGUGGGAAGGAGGGAGAAGAGUGGGAUGAGGAGAAGGAUGUCGUUGAGGAGAUGGGGAAGAAUGGGGGUGAUGAGGAGGUGAUUGAGGAGAAUGGGAACGAAAGAAAGGACAAGAAAGACCAGGAGAAGGGCUUGGUUGGUUACUCGGUCCGUUUCGAUCAUCGGGUGCCGCCGGGGACGAAGAUCAAGUACGUUACGGAGGGUAUGUUGCUGCAGGAAUUGCUGAGGGACCCGCAUCUACGACAAUAUUCCGCCAUCAUCGUGGACGAAAUCCACGAGCGCAGUGUGGAUGUCGAUUUGCUUUCGGGCUUCCUCAAGCAGAUUGUUACGGGCGACAAGGCCGGCCGUGGAGGAAUCCCGCUCAAGGUGGUGGUCAUGAGUGCUACAGCACAGGUGGAGAGGAUCAAGAAGUUCUUUUCUAGUGACGACAGUCUUAAGAAGGGGACAUCAGGGGAGGAGGUGGAAUACCUUCAGAUCGAGGGUAGACAGUUUCCUGUCGAAGUCGUUCACGAACCGAAGCCCGUGCCCGACAUCCAAGAAGCACUCGUCAAAACCGUCUUCAAGAUUCACACACAGGAACCGCUUUCCGACAAACACGGCAAAAAGGACAUCUUGUGCUUUUUGACAGGCCAGGAGGAAAUCGAGGCUGCCCAGAGACUCAUCGAAGAAUUCGCCGAAACCCUCGACCCCAAGGUACCCAAAGUUAAAGUCUUCCCCCUUUUCGGCCAGCUCUCCAUGGAAGCCCAACACGAAGCCUUCCAGCCCAUAAAGCACCCCUUCACGCGCAAAAUCGUGCUCGCCACCAACAUCGCCGAAACCUCCGUCACCGUCCCCGGAGUGCGCUACGUCGUCGACUGCGGCAAAGCCAAAGUCAAACAAUACCGUCCCCGCCUCGGCAUGGAAUCCCUCCUAGCCAAACCCAUCUCCAAAUCCUCCGCCAUCCAGCGAACCGGUCGUGCCGGCCGUGAAGGGCCUGGUAAAUGCUUCCGCCUCUACACAGCCGAGACGUUCAACACCCUGCAGAAGACGGACCUCCCCGAGAUUUUGCGGACGGACGUCCUAGGCGCAGUCCUGACGAUGAAAGCCCGCGGCAUUGACGACGUCCUCUCCUUCCCUUUGAUGGACCGUCCCGAAAUCGAAGCAGUCGAGAACGCCCUCGUGCACUUGCACGUCCUAGGCGCGCUAGGUGACGACGGACGCAUCACAGAAAUGGGCCGCAAGAUGGUUCUUUUCCCCGUCACCGCGCCCUACGCUCGCGUGCUUUUGGCGGCUGCCGACCCCCGCUAUGACUGCCUGCUCGAAGCGAUCGACAUCAUCUCAUGCAUCACCGCAGGCGACGACAUCUUCAUGCAAGUCCGCUCAGAAGAAGACAAAGAAUCCGUCGACGUCUACCGCAAGGAACUCCAGCGUCGCGAGGGAGAUCUAAUCACCUACCUCAACACCAUGCAACGCUUCGUCUCCACGCCCUCCUCCGACCGCGCAACAUUCUGCAAGCAGAGGCGCAUCAACGUGCGGAAUAUGCGGCAGGCACUGAAUAUCCGGAAACAACUCCGUUCUUUGAGCGUCAAGACCAAGAUGCUUGAGGAACCUCCGGCGCCAGAUUCGGAGGUUACUUACCAACCUGUCUCCCCCGAGACAGCAGAGAGGAUAUUGAAGGCCUUUCUAAAGGGGUUUGCGAUGAAGACGGCUGUCUUGGCGCCCGAUUCGAGUUAUGUCACGGCCCAUGGGAAACAUGUGGUGGCUAUUCAUCCGAGUAGUAGUCUGCAUGGCGUCAAGAGGGAGGCGAUCAUGUUUUUGGAGCAUGUGUAUACGCAGAAGAAUUAUGCGAAGAAGGUGUCGGCGAUUCAGGCGGGGUGGAUUGCUGAGGCUUUGGCUGCUUGAGUUGGGUCCAGGGGAGGGAAACGAAGGGUGAUGGUUGUGCAUUGGUAGAGAAGAGAAAGGUGUAGGGAGAUAUAGAAUACGGAUACCCUAGACUAGGUGUUUAAUGAGUGGCUUCAAGUUUCAACAAUCUGCCCGGCUCUGUUGUCGGUUUUCUGAACGUGAGGUUUG